UUAACAAGUUUGUUUAUCACAAUAUCAGACUCAGAGGGUUUUAUUGUAAUGUAAGGUGGGUGUACACAACGCAAUCGGCUGUCCAGGAAUUGACACUGACUGCAGAGACUGACCACUAGUCUCGACAUGACAGACCACUGCUGAUGACCAGACGUAACUGACAGUCGACACUGCAGUACUGCACAUGCAGAGAAGUAUCGUCAUUUGGAGCAUUCAGUGCAAUACAUGCAUCUCGUUGUAAAUGUAAAGUCUGCUCUGUACUGCACAUGAAAUGAGAGACUGAUGAGAGGUGCACAUCUACACCGAAUCCCUUUAUCAGUGCAGCAUACAUUGUACGUUAAGUGUAGAAAGUGAGUCAACAAGUGGAACGAUGCACAGGGUAUGAACGCAAUGCUACGGACUUCACCGACAUAAAAAAUGAGCAUCAUCAGUAACACAACACCCGAUGCCGUCCCAUGUGAAAGACUAAUUUGUCACGCCGCCGGACCUCCUCAUGAUGUAUACACAGACAGAGCAUCGGGGCAGACAUGGAGGGGUAGGAGGUGAUUUAUUUGGUAAUCCAUGGAGGAAAUGGUUGGCGUAGAUCAGCUGUAGGAGACGCAAUCAGCACAAGGCGUGAUUUGGAGGCUGUCAUGUGUGUUCAAACCAAACAUGAAUGAUUCUACUUCUAGCUAGGAAGCCACCAUUGCUUACUACAUGAGAGAUAACAAGUGGUUCGUAUUUUAGUACUGUUUGAUGACCUAUCAAAAAGUGUGCUCUUUAUAAAAGGGGCAAAGCUGCAAUCGACAUACUCACCUGUGGCCUUGUGCCAAUGUGAAACAUUAAGAUGUUAAUAAGAAAGUUUCCCGUGUGUUGUGCCAAUUGAUGAGUGCAAUUCUUGCCGAGGUUCUGUCUGCCAGUGUGAUGUUAUACAGGACAGUAAAGAACUACAGUCGUGCUGCUGUUACUGGAGUUGGGUACGUAAUGCGUCUCAUGUCCAGAUACGCUCAGGAUCCCCGAACAUGGUUGCCAUCACAUCUACUUGUUAAGGUCUCGGCAACAAGUUAUUUAUUAUCAACAAUGCUUGCAUUGUUUUUUCCUAUGGCGAUGUGGCGAUGACAUUCCCAAUGGAUGCCACGAGUACAGCAAGCAGUAGCGACGACCCUGGUGGCAGCAGCUUGAUCGGUUCCACGUGCAUCAUAAUAAAUCAAACCAGCACGAGCUCCGAGGAGCCUGAAAGCACGGUGUCUCUACCGGUGUCACUACCGAUGUCGCUCGGCGCAAUCAUCCCGCUGACAAUCCUCAUGGUCUGCAUGAUCUUUAUCAGCAUUCUGGGAAACAGCAUCGUGUGUCUGAUUGUGUACCAGAAGCCGGCGAUGCGGUCCGCAAUCAACCUGCUCCUCGCCAACCUGGCCUUCGCUGACAUCAUGGUGUCGCUAUUCUGCAUGCCCUUCGCCCUGAUCACCUUACUCCAAGGGGCGUGGAUCCUAGGGCAAGUCAUGUGCGAGAUUACGGCCUUUCUGUAUAUCUUUUUCGUCAUGGAAGCGACUUUCAUUCUGGCCACGAUUUCGGUUGACAGAUACUUCAUCAUCGUGCGUCGGAAAGACAAGCUGAACCCCCACCGAGCCAAGAUUGUCAUCGGUGUUUCCUGGCUAAGCAGCUUCCUGGUGGCCUUCCCACCCGUUGUGGGAUGGUCCCACCUCGGGUACUCGCCCGGCCAGGCGCAGUGUCGAGUCCAGAUGCCCAUCAACCCUGCCGACAAAGCCUACAUCGUCUGUCUCUACCUAGCCAUUUUCUACAUUCCGUGUGCCGCCAUGUCCUUCUCGUAUUUAUUCAUACUAAACACGGUGCGCCGCAACUCCCUACGUGUGCAGAACCACCCGGAGUCUCUUAGCAUCAGCCAGGCAAACAAGCUUGGCCUGACGACUCUGCCUCGCCCGUCUCGCGUCAACAUGGACAUGAGUUUUAAAACCCGUGCCUUCACCACUAUCCUUCUAUUAUUCAUCGUCUUCAUUAUGUGUUGGGCGCCCUCCGCCAUCGGCAUGUACGUCGAACUCUUCUCGGAAUCCCACAGGAUGAACCCUUUUGCCGAGGCCGUGAUCGUGUGGCUGACCUAUCUCAACUCAGCCUUCAACCCAAUCAUCUACUGCUGGCGCAUCAAAAAAUUUCGCGAGGCUUGCCGGGAGUUGGCUCCCAAGACUUUUCGCCUUCUGCCCAAGCUGCCCGGGCGCACGCGCAGAAGGAUUCGCCCUAGUGCAAUGUAUGAGUGCAAUGAACAAUCGUCAGUAUGACAGCUGUUAAAAUAUUUAUUAUCUAUUUAUUAAUAUCAGUAUAACGGAAAACGUUCACAGGUCAUAAUUAUUUAUUUUUGUCAUUUUAAAAUUCUUAAUAUUUAUAUUUAUGGAAUGUGUGUAGAAUUGAUGUCAAGCAGCUUACGUGUAGUUUGGUGUAUUAGUUGAAUUCGUUGUGGAAUCUUGAACCAAUUGUGUAAUGUAUGAAUCCCUUGCUCUUACAGCUUGCAUGGCUACACUGUCAGCUCAAGCAUGGUCAGCAUAUUGCAUAAAUGAGGCUUGUCUGUGAUAACUGCACACGCAUCCUAAAAAUGUGCAGCCAAUUGCAUUGUACAAUAAUAUGUUGUUUGUACAUCUUUUUCACGAAGAGGCUUUAUAAGCCCCACAGCCAAUCUUGUUUGGAGGAAAUCACAGAUAUUGAAGUUAAACAAUUUUUUUAAUCAUUGUUUCGGAGACCGUUUGUCAAUUAAACUUUAACAUUUUAACAACCAUGAAAGUGGAUCUUAAAUCAUGCACAUUUGAUGUUAUUUUCAUCAAAGUUUAAUUAAUUAGUAAAAAACUUAAUUAAAACCAAAAAUACAAAGUCCUGCCUUUUUGUAAAAUCUGUGCAUUAUUGAGGUCUGUGUGCAGCGCAUUGUGUACAAACCAACGGAAUUGCCUGUUUGUGAAAACUCUAAAAACGGAGUACAUUUGUACAUGCUUGUAAUUUUUGGCACUGUGCCAUCGCUAUGUAGUACACAACAUGUACUUCAAUGUACAAAAUUGCAAAUCAAACUUGGCUGUUCGUGAAAACUUACUGUCCUAAUAAUAUAGUGUAAAAUGUCAUUUUAUUUUAUGUAGGCCUACAUCUUGAAUAAAUUUCCCUACUUUACCAAAAUAUGGAGCCACUGCUGACAGCACAUGUCCCGCAUUUGAGGUACCAAUUAGUUGACUCCACAAAAAUGCAGACCAUACCUGUUCCCUGAUAUUUUUCCAGGGGCAUUUUUUGAUCACAAGUAUACUAAUUACAGGUUUUUUGUGCUUGAAAGAAAUCUUUGAAAAGGACAAGGGGUAACUCUUAACAGAAAGAUUUUAGACACUGUGCUCCUCUAGUUCGUUUCUUUUUAGUUUCAAGAAUAUAAUACAUGUAUGAGGCUCAGAUUUGCAUACAGUAAUGGAAAACUACAUCCGUGUACAUUGCCCCCAUGGUUGAGCAUGAAACAAAAUAUUGUGCAAACAAAUAUUAUUAAGUUUGUUUAGUUUUUAAUCAUUGAAAACUAGCCAAUUAAUUUGUACUUAAAACCAAUGUUGUCAAAGCAACCCUUUGAAUAAUUAUUUUUUUCUUCAACUCUACAUGUUCAAUAUUGUCCGUGUAAUUGCGUUUAAAUCAAUUUGUUUAGGAUGAAUAGUGUCAUUAUAAUAUUGUGUUUUUCAGUUUGGUUACAUUAGCUUUAAAGGGACUGGACACUAUUGGUAAUUACUCAAAAUAAUUU
Asterias rubens (European starfish) is the source of this 3742-nucleotide messenger RNA. Its product is annotated as high-affinity lysophosphatidic acid receptor-like. Gene Ontology annotation, cellular component: membrane. Gene Ontology annotation, molecular function: G protein-coupled receptor activity. Bases 1095 to 2270 code for a protein of 391 amino acids. The record is from RefSeq and is a predicted model, not a curated record. Gene Ontology annotation, biological process: G protein-coupled receptor signaling pathway. Lineage: Eukaryota; Metazoa; Echinodermata; Asteroidea; Forcipulatida; Asteriidae. The transcript is spliced from 2 exons.